This is a messenger RNA of Acanthamoeba castellanii str. Neff, 687 nucleotides long. RefSeq lists its product as uncharacterized. The transcript has a single exon. NCBI's taxonomy places the organism in Eukaryota, Discosea, Longamoebia, Acanthamoebidae. Bases 1 to 687 code for a protein of 228 amino acids. The record is from RefSeq and is a predicted model, not a curated record.
AUGAUGAUCGUCGACUUGACGGAGACAGCCAAGGCCGAGGCGACCAUCAUGAGCCACUGGCGCUCUCUGCCGGAGUCGAUGCGGGGCCUCGACACGCGCAGGAAGACACGCGAGGCCCCGGACCCGCGCCUGGAGGACGACCAGGAGCACGACGACAACGACGAGGGCAAGCCUUGGGUGGCCAACGGCAACCUGCUGCUGCGCUCCUACCUGGUCGCCCUCGCCGGUCCGGACAAGGCCGACUGGUCGGCCACCGGAGAGCAACACCUGCAGCGCGAGCGGGAGCUGUGGAAGCCGGUCAAGGACCUGCUCUUUCGGUGGCUGUUCCUCUCCGACGGUCCUCACGCGUGCUUGACGUUCCUCGAUGACCAGCCCGGCGGCGUGGUCCCCGGCGAGGGCGGCACGAGAGACGCGCAGCUGCUGCUGCUGUGGGAGAAGGAGGCGCUGUUCAACGGCCUGGGUCCGGCGCUGCUGUGGAGCGAGCCGUUUGUGGAGGAGCGCAACAACCGCGACGAGGAGGACGAGUUCUCCUGGGCCAUCACAACGCACGAAGUGCCAACCGUCUUUGCUCGCGUGUGCACGCGCGUGUUGCAGGCCGCGGACAACGAGCCGGUCGCCACGGCGCUGGUCGAGAGUUUGGGUCACAUCUACCGCGGUACCCCCUCCACCACCAACCCUCCCCCCUAA